GUAGACUACCCUAUGUCGAUUCCACAGUCUAAUUAUAGCCAACGCCUAAUUAACAUUCUUUAAUUUCGUGGUUAAAAUAAAUAGUUUCCUGUAUUUUUGUGGCUUCCUCCGGAUAGCUUAAGAUGCAAAUCAUUGUGCGCUUGGUGUGCGUAAAGUGCACACUUUUACGCACGGAAGGAGCGACCUUGCAAUCCGCCUAUAGAUUUCAUAAGACGUCGCAGAGAAAGCGGAAGAACUUUACACUCCCGCAGGACACUCCGGCCAUGGGUGAAUUCAAAGGACAUUUGAACAUUGCCAUGCGUUCCUGGAAAUCUGUGUCUCACUUUGCUCAUUAAGAUGCUCAUAUGGCAACAAGUAUUCCGUGAUAGAGUUUAGUUGAGUCUUGCUACUGGACAAAGUCGAGCUCAAUUUGUGCCAACGUGGAGCAUCGCGCGGACAGCCUGUAGUGCAAUAAAUAAGUGUGAGGAAAGCAAAGAUUCAGAGGGCGAGGAGACUAUAGCUCCAACUUUCAGAUUGACAGCAUUUAAUAAAUCAUAAUGGCUCCACAUCCCGUAAUCCAGGCAAUCAUCGACUUUUCUGCUGGAGCAAUAGGUGGAACAGCUUGUGUGCUGAGUGGUCAGCCCUUUGACACCACGAAGGUGAAGAUGCAGACGUUCCCCACCAUGUACCGCGGCUUCAUCCACUGCUUUACAUCCACCUUCAGGCAGGUGGGACUACGUGGUCUCUACAAAGGCUCGAGCCCGGCCCUCAUAGCCAACAUCAGUGAGAAUGCUGUGCUCUUCUUGAGUUAUGGUCUCUGCCAGGAUGCCAUCCGCUUUGUGUCCAGGAUGGAUAAAGGAGCAGGUCUCAGUGAUAUUCAGAAGGCAUCCGCAGGGUCUCUAGCCUCCAUCUUCUCCUCCAUGGCGAUAUGCCCCACCGAGCUGGUGAAAUGUCGCCUGCAGGCCAUGCACGAAAUGGAAGCAUCUGGCAGGAUCGCAAGCGGACAGAGAAGCACAGUGUGGGCCGUAGUGAAGACAGUGUUGAAGACAGACGGCCCCCUGGGUUUCUACCAUGGCCUGACAUCCACCAUGGUGAGGGAGAUACCAGGUUACUUCUGCUUCUUUGGAGCCUAUGAAAUGUGUCGGUCUAAAUUUGCGCAGCACAUGGGCACGGAAAAGGACAGUAUAGGUGUUCUUCCACUCAUGUUCAGCGGUGGAUUUGGGGGAGCUUGUCUGUGGUUGAUAGUCUAUCCCAUAGACUGUGUGAAGUCCAGGAUCCAGGUGUACUCUCUAGCUGGGAGACAAGAGGGCUUCAUGAAGACCUUCAUGGGCAUCAUACGCACUGAAGGGUUCACUGCUCUGUACUCGGGCCUGACUCCUACCAUGAUACGCACCUUCCCUGCCAAUGGAGCCCUCUUCCUGGCUUAUGAGGUCAGCCGCAAGUUCAUGAUGAAGACAGCUGGUGAAUGAUGUGGAGGAUCUUUACAACUGAAGAAAGUAUGGUGCCGAAACACUGCCUUGUCCCCUUGUAUUUUUAAAAUGAGAUGACCAAACGUUUUUAUUGUGUCCUGUUUGAUUAUGAGCUAAAUGAUUUUUAUUUAUUUUUUUCUGUCUACUCUACUGGCCACUGUGAGGAAUGUGUAAAUGUAAUUAAAACCAUUACACCCUCUGACGCUGAGAGGAUUGUCAUAACUGUGGAGGAGGUCAGGGGUACUUUCCAGCGCAACAACCCAAAGAAGGCAUUAGGGCCUGACCACAGCAGUGCACAUAUACUAAAAUCUUUUGACUGGGAAUUAGCACCCUGUGUGGCAAUCCAUCUUUCAGUUGUCAGUUGACACACACACCAUCCCUUUAGCGUGGAAAACAUCUCACAUUAGGCCCCAAAAAACAAUGUCCCAAAGAAUAUAAUGAUUUUGGGGUUGAACGCGUUUCUUUGCAUCGCGGUGCAUUUCACUGCCAGAACGGUAGGGGGUGUGUGGUUUCUGGAGGGUCAAUUCUCAUUAUUAACACUGUGAAGACAGAGGAAAUUAUCUUUGGAAAACCUCCGAAUUGUCAACUGCCCCCAGUGAUGAUUCACAUUUCAGUAAUCAGUCAAGUCUCCAGUCUACAAAUAUCUGGGCGUCAUGAUAGACAGAAAUCUCUCAGGGACCUCUCAUAUAGAAUUUAUCUGCAAAAAAAUUACAACAGUGUUUAUUUUCUCCGUAGAUUGAGAUCCUUUGGAGCUAGUAGCCAAAUCAUUUCUUUGUUUCUCACAUCAGUAAUUCCGAGUGUCAUGCUCUAUUGUAGCACUGCUUGGCUGAGUAGCCUAUCAGUUCAAAAUAAAACAAAGCUAUUUGAUCAAAUUAAAAUGUGUUGAUAGAUUAUAGGACACUCCUUUCAGGAAGCUCACAAUAAUAGUAUGCUCAGACUGGCCAGGAACAUUUCAAAUGACUCUGACAUGUUUUGCACAGUGAAUAUCAGCUUCUGCCUUCAAACAGACGCUUUAGAGUUCAUUAUUUCAACAACAACAGACUUAAAAACUCUUUAAUACAUCAAUCUAUCCUAUCAUUAAACCAGCUACAUUAAAUCCAGUGCAAUAUUUAUUCAGGGUUAUAAGUCUCCAAGACCUUGUCUAUGUGUAUGUUCAUGUCAUUUUCCUUUGUUAUACAAAUAUACUUUGUUUCCUUA
Perca flavescens (yellow perch) is the source of this 2645-nucleotide messenger RNA. It is a transcript of the gene slc25a15a, whose product is annotated as solute carrier family 25 member 15a. Gene Ontology annotation, molecular function: L-ornithine transmembrane transporter activity. NCBI's taxonomy places the organism in Eukaryota, Metazoa, Chordata, Actinopteri, Perciformes, Percidae. The transcript is spliced from 7 exons. Bases 537 to 1448 code for a protein of 303 amino acids. The record is from RefSeq and is a predicted model, not a curated record. Gene Ontology annotation, biological process: mitochondrial L-ornithine transmembrane transport. Gene Ontology annotation, cellular component: mitochondrion.